This is a messenger RNA of Seriola dumerili (greater amberjack), 522 nucleotides long. RefSeq names its product small integral membrane protein 28-like. NCBI's taxonomy places the organism in Eukaryota, Metazoa, Chordata, Actinopteri, Carangiformes, Carangidae. The transcript is spliced from 2 exons. Bases 1 to 522 code for a protein of 173 amino acids. The record is from RefSeq and is a predicted model, not a curated record.
AUGCGGGAGCUACUGGAGAGCAGCUGGAUGAGGUUUGGACCAGCAGGCAGGGGGUCGUACGACUGGGUGACAGGAUCACCUUCAACACCGGAGAAGCAGGGUCACAACUGGAAUGAGCUGGACCUGGGAGAGGACAGAAAGUCAGAGCUGGUGGUUUACGUGGUCCUCCCGGUCGUCUCCGUCCUCCUGCUGGCUCUCCUGGUCGGUCUGGUCUACCGCCAGUGGUCCCGCAGCAAGCUGAGCCUGGCCAACAUCAUCGCCUUGGACCUCGACGACACUGAGAGCAGCGCCGAGUUCCUCUCCUCCCUCACCAGGAACGCAGAGCGCCACACCAGCACCAGCUCCGAUGGAUCGGACGGAGUCUUUGUCAUGGUCUACCUGCCUCCACCGUACGAAGAAACCCUCACCAAGAUCACGCGGGCCGCCAGCCUCUCCAGCUCCAAGGACGUGGAGUCGAUGAAGAUAGAGGACCUGGAGGCCAAGCUGUGUCCAGAGCUCAAGUCCAGCGGCCAGUAUGUGUGA